AUGUUAUCAAGCACAAAGAGCCAUUUCCCAGCUUUGAAUCUGCCAAAUCUAUGCUGGAGAAUGAAGAAUCUCGUCUCAACAGGCCGCACAAACCGUCAGCGACUCACAAAGAUCACGCCUCCUCUUCGACUGCUCUCACUGUCUCAGGAUCUUCAACGAGAACUGAGCAACCGGCACCACCACAACAACAUCACCAAGUCAACAACUACCGUGGCAAUCGGAGAUGCCUACCUAUCGUGGGCCCUCCACCAUGGCUUCAGCUUCUCCACGACCACCAACACCACAUCAGCAAUCAAAAACCAAAUUCCCUUCACUCUCCUUUUCAACAAACGACCAACGUACGAUCACUUGAGAGUCUUUGGUUGUUUGUGCUUCCCAAGCUUAAAUCACUCAAAUCUUCAUAAAUUGUCACCACGAACCACUCCUUGCUUGUUUCUUGGGUACCCUUCCCAACAUCGUGGUUACAGAUGUCUAGAUCUCAAAACAAAUAAGAUCAUCAUCUCUAGACAUGUUCAUUUUGAUGAGGAAAAAUUCCCAGCAGCUGUUCAAACCAAAAAUAAAAACGCUGCAUAUCAGUUCCUUGAUCCCAUAGAAGAAGCUUCUCCUUUGUUUCAGUCGAUUCUUCAAACACCAAUUGCAUCUCAAACACAGCCACCUCCUGCUCCAGCUCAGACACUUCCUCCUCCGACUCAGCCACCUCCUGCUCCAACUCGCCAUACUAUGACGACACGGAGUAAGGCUGGUAUUCGAAAGCCUAAAACAGUCAUUUCUCUUCUCACCAAAACCAAAUCCCCACUACCAAAAAAUCAUAUUCAUGCUCUUUCUGAUCCUAAUUGGACACCAUCGAUGACUGAUGAAUACGAUGCUAUGAUUAAGACAAAGAGUUGGAGUCUUGUACCUAGACCACCAAAUGUUAAUAUUGUGAGCUCUAUAUGGCUGUAUACUCACAAACAUGAUGCAGAUGGAGCGUUGACUCGUCACAAGUCCAGAUUGGUGGCAAACGGGAAAUCUCAGGAGGCAGGGGUAGACUUCAAGGAAACGUUCAGUCCGGUUGUAAAACCUGCAACUAUUCGCACAGUUUUGAACAUUGGAGUUGCUCGCAACUGGCCGAUACAUCAGUUAGAUGUUCAAAACGCGUUUUUACAUGGUGAACUAGAGGAGACCGUCUACAUGCAUCAGCCUCCCGGGUUUGUCGACAAGAGAUUUCCUCAUCACGUCUGCAAGCUGCAAAGACCCAUUUAUGGUUUAAAACAAUCUCCGAGAGCUUGGAAUGCGAGAUUUUCAAAAUUUAUUAACCAGUUGGGGUUUGUCACAAGCAAGGCCGAUGUCUCUUUAUUUGUUUACAGGAAAGACAGUGAACUGGCGUACAUCCUCCUCUACGUAGAUGACAUCCUUCUGACGGCCUCAUCUACAUCUCUUAUGCAACAGAUAAUCAGCUCCCUCAAAUCAGAAUUUCCAAUGAAGGAUUUGGGGAAAAUACAUCAUUUCCUUGGAAUAAAGGUUGAAUACAACAGCAAAGGGCUACUCUUGAGUCAGACAACUUAUGCAAAAGAGAUUCUCAAUCGGGCAGGAAUGAGCGACUGCAAACCUUGUGCAACUCCGAUUAAGAGAUGUCUGGUCUCGUGA
Microthlaspi erraticum is the source of this 1626-nucleotide messenger RNA. The record is from the annotation of a GenBank genome assembly. NCBI's taxonomy places the organism in Eukaryota, Viridiplantae, Streptophyta, Magnoliopsida, Brassicales, Brassicaceae.